Molecule: messenger RNA, 1516 nt
Organism: Acipenser ruthenus (sterlet)
Lineage: Eukaryota; Metazoa; Chordata; Actinopteri; Acipenseriformes; Acipenseridae
Product: homeobox expressed in ES cells 1
Exons: 4
Coding region: 280-804 (174 amino acids)
Biological process (GO): regulation of transcription by RNA polymerase II; pituitary gland development; forebrain development
Cellular component (GO): nucleus
Molecular function (GO): RNA polymerase II cis-regulatory region sequence-specific DNA binding; DNA-binding transcription repressor activity, RNA polymerase II-specific
Source: RefSeq, a predicted model, not a curated record
GGUUGAGGCGAUAACACGCUUUGUGCCCCUGAUGGCCCCCGUGUCGCCACAUAAAUUACCUGCAAACAAACAAUUACUAGGCACAUCCCGUGGUGGGGGGCACGGCAUUGAGAUGCUAAGCUCUCCAAAUACAAGAUUGUAAUUAAUGACGCAGAAAAUCCAGCGCGUUCCUUUAAAUGCCAGGCUCGCAGAAGACCUCGUGCAGUUCUACAGUACAGCAGGUAUUUCCAGUACGGUACAGCAGGUAGAUUUCAUCGUGCUGGUAGCGACGGUGCCAGCAUGGCCUCUUCUGCGCAAUUUCACAAAGUGUUGAGUGACAGGAAGACUACGUUUACUAUUGAGAGUAUACUGGGACUCGACAGGACGAAGGAAUGUGCUCCCUCAGCGAAGCCACACAGGCCGUGGACUGGUCCAGACGUCAGCCGCCAACAAGACUCGCCUCCUGUAGCGCCUGAGCUCGUGCUGUUGCCGCAGAUGAAAGUUCAAGAGGACAAGAACAUUGUCUACAAUAAGCGGCAGUGCUCAGAGUCCUACAAACGAGCUUUGAACUGGUACAUAGGCAGGAGGCCCAGGACGGCUUUCAGUGGAGCCCAGAUCGAGGUUCUGGAGAGUGUGUUCAGAGUGAACCCCUACCCUGGGAUCGAUGUGAGGGAGGAGCUGGCGUGCAAACUGGAGCUGGAUGAGGACCGGAUCCAGAUCUGGUUCCAGAAUCGGCGUGCUAAAAUGAAACGGUCUCACAGAGAGUCUCAGUUCCUCCUGGUGAAGAAGGUCUUCACAGCUCUGCAGGACCCGGCAGAGCCUUGACGUGCAUCUCUGUAAUCUGAGACCCUCCUGACGUGCGUCUCUGUAAUCUGACAUGCGUCGCUGUAAUCUGACACCCUUCUGAUGUGCAUCUCUAAUCUGACGUGUGUCUCUGUAAUCUGAGACCCUCCUGACAUGCAUCUCUGGAUUCUGAGACCCUCCUGACGUGCGUCUCUGGAUUCUGAGACCCUCCUGACGUGCGUCUCUGUAAUCUGAGACCCUCCUGACGUGUGCCUCUGUAAUCUGAGACCCUCCUGACAUGCGUCUCUGUAAUCUGACGUGCGUCUCUGUAAUCUGAGACCCUCCUGACGUGUAUCUCUGUAAUCUGACGUGCGUCUCUGUAAUCUGAGACCCUUCUGACGUGCAUCUCUAAUCUGACGUGUGUCUCUGUAAUCUGAGACCCUCCUGACGUGUAUCUCUGUAAUCUGACGUGCGUCUCUGUAAUCUGAGACCCUUCUGACGUGCAUCUCUAAUCUGACGUGUGUCUCUGUAAUCUGAGACCCUCCUGACAUGCAUCUCUGUAAUCUGAGACCCUCCUGUCACAGCUGGAAACAUGGGUCUUUCCUCUGCAUUCCACUGGGUUUGUACAGAGUCUUGUUUUUAAGAUAUUAUAUUAUGUAAAUGUUGUAAUUUAUUAUGUAAAAUACAUUCUGUAUAUUUUGGUUGUUCAUAAAAUGUUGAUGUUAUUGUUUUAAUAAAUAUUUUUUUUACUGUG